AUGAAAGAAGCUUUUCCUGUCGAGUUCACAUUUUUGAGGGUACAGAUCCUUGCUGCUGGAAUGGCUUCACAAGUUCAUACUCCAUUGAUUCCUGUAAAGAGAGUCCCUUACCAGGGGAAGAAUAUGCUUAGGGACCCGAUAUCCGAAGUUGAUCCCGAAGCACAUGCUAUCAUGAAGCAGGAGAAGGCACGUCAACGUCGUGGACUUGAGUUGAUCGCUUCGGAAAACUUUACCACCAAAUCUGUCAUGGAUGCUUUAGGAUCGGCUAUGUGCAACAAAUAUUCCGAAGGUUAUCCCGGUGCAAGAUACUAUGGUGGAAAUGAGUUCAUCGAUAAGAUGGAGUUGCUUUGUCAGAAGAGGGCACUUGAGGUCUUCGGCUUGGAUCCCGAACUAUGGGGCGUGAAUGUGCAAUCGUUGUCUGGAGUACCAGCCAACUUUGCUGUUUACACUGCUAUAGCAGAGCCUAAUGGACGAAUUAUGGGACUUGAUCUUCCUGAUGGUGGCCAUCUUUCUCAUGGGUUUGUGAAUUUCUUGUUUGAAUGA
Cylicostephanus goldi is the source of this 543-nucleotide messenger RNA. Lineage: Eukaryota; Metazoa; Nematoda; Chromadorea; Rhabditida; Strongylidae. The record is from the annotation of a GenBank genome assembly.